CUGACUAACUUUGCUAAGGGCUUGAAGACUUUGAAGGCAGUCACCUGGAUUACAUUGCAGUUUCCUUUACAAUCUCUCUUCAUAAAGUGGACAACACCACAGUUAUGAUUAAACUGAAACCUGGUCUUUUACCAAGCUGUCGAAUCCGCAUGAAAAAUGUCUUCAGAUCUGAACUCAAGAUAACACCUGGGGAGAAUGUGACUUUUACCUUCACCUGUAGUACUCCAGAGAAGUAUUUCAUCAUGGAAAUUCAGAAGAAUAUUGACUGUGUGUCAGGCCUGUGUCCCUUUGGAGAUGUUCAUCUUUACCCACUGGGACUACCUCGCCUUAACAGGACUUAUAGCUGGGACGUGAAGGCAAGUACAAAAGCUGGACUUGAGCUAAAGUUUUCUACCUCGUGGCUACGGCAGAUUGAACCAGGAGAGACGUGCCCAGAUUCUGUUAGCUACAAUAUCAGCAGCUGUAUUGAUAAGGCCAUGGUCAACAUUGGCACCUUCUGCAGGAAUGGCUCUGUGUCUCGCAUCAAGCUGCUGGGAGGAGUUUUCAUGUCCCUGCACCUCCCGUGGCACUUGCCUCUCACCACCUCAGGCUUCAACAUAGCCAACAGGUCUUCCAUAAAACGGUUAUGCAUCAUUGAAUCCAUUUUGAAGAGGGAGUCUUCAAUCACCCUGAUGUCCCCUAACUACCCGCUGGGCUUUCCAGAAGAUGAGCUCAUGACGUGGCAGUUUGUGAUUCCUUCCAACAUGAGAGCAAGCGUGUUCUUCCACAACUACAGCCUCUCCAACUGCGAAAGGAAGGAGGAGAGGGUGGAGUACUACAUCCCAGGCUCCCCCAGCAACCCGGAGGUGUUCAAGCUGAGCGACAGCCAGCCUGCCAAUAUUGCUGGCAGCUUCAAUAUGUCCCUGCAGGGCUGUGAUCAGGAUGCCCAGAACCCAGGCAUUCUUCGCCUGCUCUUCCAAGUUGUCGUUCAGCACCCGCAGGUUGAUGAGAAUGUCACCCAUUUGGUCGACCUGAGCAAGGAGAAGAACGUGACUAUGACAAUACACCUGGAAGGGUGGCCCAGCCACGUCCCCCUCAUGUCUGAACCCAUAUGCCUGAUCUGCAAGGAUCCUCGCACCUGUGACCGUGUCCUGACUUUAACCUCUGGUGCUAUCUACAGGAUCUCCUUUCUGUGCAAGGACUUGUCCCGGCUGAGGAUCACGGCUGAAAAAGGCAUAGGCUGUAUGGAUAUUCGUCUGUGUCAGAGGAAGAUCUAUUCCCUUUCAGUGCCCAAGGCUAUUACCCGAUUGCCAAUUCGACUGUAUAAGUUUAUUUGGAAGCUCUUGGCUACCGAUAUGAUCAACGUAGAAAUUACGUCUCCGUCCUUGAAACUUCAGCAAGAUGUCCCAGAGCAGAGGUGCAACACGAACUACAGUUACAGCAUUAUUAGUGCCACCCCAGAGAAAAAACUGAAUCUUGGUGUGUUCUGUCCUGGUGGAUCUAUUGAAAAGAUUCAGAUGAGGAAUAAUAUCACCAUAUCCUUAAAAACAUUUGGUAAAGGAUUCAUCAAUGAAUCUAUCCCUCAGGAUCUGAAAAUGUCUUUUGUGCCACAUAUUAAAGAUGAGUGCACAUUCACUGUGAGUCCAAAUCCAAAAGCUGAAGUUUACUUGCAGACUCCCUGGCCUUACGGUUUACCUCCUUAUGUUUCCAUAUCCUGGUUCAUCGUUGUGCCCAGCCAGCAAACUGCCCGCCUCGCGUUCUCCACGGACCGCAUGGGCAUUGCCUGUGAGACGGGCCGUGCCUUCGUCAACAUAAAGGAGGAGACGCUGGGAGCAGAGGAGAUCGUGCGCCGUGAGGACGAGCUCCUGCCCCAGCCCCGAAAUAUGCACCACAACUUCUGGGUGAACGUCUCCAACUGUAAACCUGUGGAUAAGACACAGCUGACCUUGCAGUUCUGGGUGACUUUUGCUGACAAGCAGAUAGACCUUGGAAUCAUACUUGGUGUGGUGGCUGGGGCUGGAGUUCUCACAGUGAUUGGACUCACUGUGUACUGUAUUAAGAAGAAGAAGAAGAAAACCCAGAAUCCCAUGGUGGGAGUGUACAAUGCUAACGUGAAUACCCAGAUGCCUGGAAAAAAAGGCUUACUUGGAAAAGGGAGGCAGAACAAUGAGUCUCAUGUCUAUGCUGUUAUUGAUGAUGCUGUGGUCUAUGGACACUUGCUGAAAGAGUCCAAUGGCUCAGUCGCUCCAGAAGUUGAUGUGUACCGGCCUUUUGAUGGACCCAUUGGUAGCUUGCCACCUUCUCCACCUCCAUUCUCCUUCAGAAAAGACAUUAAACACUCUUCUAACACCAAAGAGGAACCUUCGCCCCUGAUGGACACAGACCAAGACACUUACACGUUUGCUCAUCAUAAAUCAGGGCAGUCAGAGGACAAUGGAGAUGGAAAUAAAAAGGGUAAGGGAGAUACAAGUGUGCCCUUGAUGGAAAAUAAGGAACAGUCAGAGGACAAUGGAGAUGGAAAUAAAAAGGAUAAGGGAGAUACAAGGGUGCCCUUGAUGGAAAAUAAGGAACGACACGUUUGCUCAUCAUAA
Molecule: messenger RNA, 2570 nt
Organism: Ficedula albicollis (Collared flycatcher)
Lineage: Eukaryota; Metazoa; Chordata; Aves; Passeriformes; Muscicapidae
Gene: CDCP1
Product: CUB domain containing protein 1
Exons: 9
Coding region: 105-2570 (821 amino acids)
Source: RefSeq, a predicted model, not a curated record